This is a messenger RNA of Alternaria rosae, 1038 nucleotides long. Its product is annotated as transcription factor TFIID complex subunit 8 C-term-domain-containing protein. The transcript has 2 exons. The record is from RefSeq and is a predicted model, not a curated record. Gene Ontology annotation, biological process: transcription initiation at RNA polymerase II promoter. The coding region runs from base 1 to 1038 and encodes 345 amino acids. Gene Ontology annotation, molecular function: protein heterodimerization activity. NCBI's taxonomy places the organism in Eukaryota, Fungi, Ascomycota, Dothideomycetes, Pleosporales, Pleosporaceae. Gene Ontology annotation, cellular component: transcription factor TFIID complex.
AUGCCAGGCAUCAUAUUAUCCCCCAGCGCCAGCAGCGAGGGCGCAAUCGCAGGCAUGAAGAGGGCACAUGAUGCGGAACAUGCGCCGACGUACGGAGAGCCGCACCCCAAGAAGCGACAAGUCGUACGGGCGCUGCACCACACGCAGCCGAUCCAGUACAUUGCCGACCCCAUCAGCGCCGAGCACGAUGUCUUUGGCGAGAGCAAAGACUUUUUCGACCAGCAGCUGCGGCGCGCAAUAGCCAUACAAUGCAAAGGCAUCGGCUUCGAGAGCGCGCGUCCGGACGCGUUGGAGGAGUUCCGGGCGCUGGUUGAUUCCUACAUGACCAACUUUCUAACACAAGUACGCACGUCUAUGAUCAGCUCGCGACGCACCGAAACGGUCGCACACGACUGGAUCUACGCCCUCACAUCCGCCGGCCUACGCGGCUCUGGGCCCCUCGAACAACAUUUCGACACAGGCGAGAUCCCGCCGUCUAUCUUGCAGCCCUACUUUGCACCCCCCGCGCCUCCAGAAGCUCCGCCGCCCGACACCGAGUCGUUACUAGGCCCCGGACUCUCUGGCAAGGCGGACAAAGAAACGCGUCCAUAUAUACCAAAACACUUCCCUGGAUUCCCGUCAAAACACACAUACACAGCGACGCCCGUCUUCACAAAACGCGAAAAUGACCCGCGCAAGAUCAGGGAGAAGGCGACAGAGGAGGGUAUCCUUGCCGAGCAAAGUCUGCGGAAACUCAUGGCGGCGCAAAAGGCAGGCGUGCAGAAGCAGAAUGUUGGCAAGCGGAAGCGCAGUAGGCGCAUGAAAGAGAGCGACCAAUUGUGGCAAGCCGCCAUGACAGACCUGCUAGCCGAAGAGAAUCAACGAGAGAAGGAGGAAGAGCGGCGGCAAGCUCAAAUGGACGAAGACGACGAUGACUACAUGCAUCAAGACGCUCCAACACGGCAGCCCACCGCCGAUCGUAACGUGAACCUGGAAGAAGGCGUACAUGUCAACUACGACCAGAAGUACUGGAGGAAGUCCGCGACGGGCGUCUCAUAG